CGGAUUCACCAAGGCGGCUUGCGCCGGCGGCGUGACGUCAGCGCCAUAGAGCGCCGCCGGGCCUUACGCCGCUGGCGCCCCGGCCGUCCCUUCCCUGCUUGGCUUUGCUCAGAAGGCGAAAGAGCUUGAAAGGGACCGGAGCAGCAAAUGGGGCGCCUGGAGGGGGGCAGGCCCGGGGCCCCCCACCCCUGAGGAGCCAGGGGGAGGGGGAAGAAAGCCAGCUCGGACGUGAAGCGUUGCCGCAAGACAGCCGCUCUCAAUCUCCCCCUUGCCGCCAUGUCGCCGUUUUCGGAGACCAGCCUGCUGCAGGCGCCGGAAGGAACCCCCACGGCCCCUUUGAGGAGAGGACCCCCGGCCCACUAGCGCGGCACAUGCGGGUGACGGUCUGCCCCCUGGCGCCCUCCCCUCCUCCUCUACCCGGGAUGGUUUACUGACCAAGAAAAGAGAAGCGGCGUUUUCAACCUCCUUUUCCUCUUCUCUCGCUUUCGUGCUCCCCUUCCCCUCCUUCCCCCGACCCCCCUACCCCGCCCUCUCCCCGCCCUGACCCCCCCCCAGCCGGCCCCCGCAAAGUUUCGGCCCUCGGAUUUGCAUGGCAGCAGCGUAACCGUGGAGAGGCCAGGGUACCACAAACUUAUGGAUUUUGAUAAGAGAGGAGGCAAAGGGGACGCGGAGGAAGGGCGAAGGAUGUCUAAGACAGGGAGCAGCCGCAACACGCACGGGAGCCGGACGUCUGGGACCAACUCUGGAGUCUUAAUGGUCGGCCCGAACUUCCGUGUCGGGAAGAAGAUCGGGUGCGGGAACUUUGGGGAGCUUCGACUAGGGAAGAACCUCUAUACGAAUGAAUAUGUAGCGAUCAAGUUGGAACCCAUCAAGUCCAGAGCUCCGCAGCUCCACCUGGAAUACAGGUUCUACAAACAGCUGGGAAAUGCAGAAGGGAUACCUCAGGUCUAUUACUUUGGGCCCUGCGGGAAAUACAACGCGAUGGUCUUGGAGCUGUUGGGGCCCAGCCUGGAGGACCUCUUUGACCUCUGUGACCGGACCUUCACCCUCAAGACGGUCCUUAUGAUCGCCAUCCAACUGAUCACUCGCAUGGAGUACGUCCACACCAAAAGCCUGAUCUACAGAGACGUCAAGCCGGAGAACUUCCUGGUGGGUCGCCCUGGGAGCAAGCGCCAACACGUCAUCCACAUCAUCGACUUCGGCCUGGCCAAAGAGUUCAUCGACCCCGAGACCAAAAAGCACAUCCCAUACCGAGAGCACAAGAGCCUGACCGGCACCGCGCGGUACAUGAGCAUCAACACGCACCUGGGGAAAGAACAAAGUCGCAGGGACGACCUGGAGGCGUUAGGUCAUAUGUUCAUGUACUUCCUCCGGGGGAGCCUGCCCUGGCAGGGCCUGAAGGCGGACACGCUGAAGGAGCGAUACCAGAAGAUUGGCGAUACCAAAAGAGCCACCCCCGUCGAAGUGCUGUGCGAAAACUUCCCUGAGGAGAUGGCCACGUACCUCCGAUACGUCCGCCGCCUGGACUUCUUUGAGAAGCCAGACUACGACUACUUGAGGAAACUCUUCACGGACCUCUUUGACCGGAACGGCUACGUCUUUGAUUAUGAAUACGACUGGGCAGGGAAGCCUUUACCGACCCCAAUUGGCACAAUUCAGAGUGAUUUACAAGUCCAGGCUCCAAACAGGGAAAAGACUCAGCAGUACAUUAAACAACAGGUCAUGAGUUCGACCAACGGGGAGCUGAACACAGAUGACCCCACUGCCGGCCACUCUAAUGCCCCCAUCACCGCCCCCGCCGAGGUCGAGGUGGCUGAUGACACUAAGUGCUGCUGUUUCUUCAAGAGGCGGAAGAGGAAAACCACCCAACGCCACAAGUGACGUGAUCCCCUUCCCCGCUCUGGCCGAGGCCGGCGUCCCCUCGGGACUACGUUUUCACCCUCCGCCCCUCUUCCUUUUCACUUCCUGUCUGUGGAUAAUGGAUCUUGAUCCUUUGGUCGGAUGGGAGAGGACAGGGCUUCUCCCCUCCGCCUGCUCCAGAGUCGCAAGGGGUCCGUGUGGCGUGCAACCCGCCUUUGACUCCACUCGCAGGCUCACCCGGGGAGAGGAGGGGAAGCCUCUCCCCCACUCUCAGCCUGAAUAUAUAUAUAUAUAUUUCUUUUAUUUUCUUUCCCCUUCCUCCAAGAGACACAGCAACAGAGGGAAGCGGAACCGGCAGGAGGAGGAAGAAGAAGCACGUCGCUGAACUUUCUUUGGAAGUGCCCGCGCCCCUCCUUGGUUUUGCAAAGAGAAAAAAGCAUUAACUAUUUAUGCAGCUGCCCCCCUCCAAGGGGGGGAAAACCCCACACUUGUCUGGACUCUUCUCUCCCCGCUCACCUUGGUUUCACGGAAUUAUUUUUUUGGAAGCAAAAAAAGAACCCUGGGAAUCAGUUCUUUGCAGAAGAUUUGCUGGGGCGAUGCUGGGAAUGUCAGCUGCCGCUAAUAUUCCCUCCCCAUCCCUCCUCUCCUCCCCCCCCCCCUUUUGCUGUUUCUUUGUCUCUUUAACUUAAUUUAAAAAUUGCAUCUUAGUCUUUGCGUUUGUGGGACAGUCUCCUUAUUUUCUUUCUCCCCCCCCCCCGUUUUUGUAGCGAUGCAAACGUUUUUUGCAUCAUAUUUUUUUUAUUAUUUCAUAAAGUAUCUUUGUUUUAGGUUUGUGCCCCCCCUUCCCAACUCUCGUAAGUUUCUCCCCGCAACCCCUUUCGAUUUAGUUGUGGCCAAGGUCCUUUGGGGGAGUCAGGGGGAGGUCCCUGGGGUGCCCCCCCGUCUGGAGCACGGCGGGGGGGGCGCAAAGUGGGGUUUCGCGUCUGGGGAGGCUCGUUUACACUUCCGACUCUUCAUUUCUCAAUGCACUUUUUUUGGGUAGCAAUACAAGGAGCACCUGCGUCUCGGAAUUAACCGGGCUUUAGAGAAUUCUUUGGGGUUCGUUUUGCGGAAAGCUAGAUUCUCCUUUAACUAAAAAAAAGACCCACUGACUCGCUGGGGGUGGGGGGGGGCGCUUGGAUCUCAGGAACAGCCAAGAUGAGCCCCCAAAACGACUUCCGUUGCUAUGAGAAAUUUGGGGGGGGGUAGUUCAGAAAGGAGAGGGUUUGGGGUGGCCAAAGCCAAAAAUCGAAAUCUGAUCUUCGGGGGUCAAGCCUAGCCCCCUAAAAGUUCCAACUGGAACAGAUCUGUGGCAAAAGCUCCUUGGGAGGGGGUGAAAAGGAAACUUUGGCUGAACAAAUUCAUGUGAGGACAAUCCACCCUGUUGUUUUUGUGCCCCCCCCCCCAAAUACAGAUCAGACACAGUGA
Messenger RNA from Podarcis raffonei (Aeolian wall lizard), 3327 nucleotides. It is a transcript of the gene CSNK1G2, whose product is annotated as casein kinase 1 gamma 2. NCBI's taxonomy places the organism in Eukaryota, Metazoa, Chordata, Lepidosauria, Squamata, Lacertidae. Gene Ontology annotation, cellular component: cytoplasm; nucleus; plasma membrane. Gene Ontology annotation, biological process: peptidyl-serine phosphorylation; endocytosis; positive regulation of canonical Wnt signaling pathway. The record is from RefSeq and is a predicted model, not a curated record. Bases 634 to 1881 code for a protein of 415 amino acids. Gene Ontology annotation, molecular function: ATP binding; protein serine/threonine kinase activity. The transcript is spliced from 12 exons.